CUUCAAUAAGGCCCCCGUCGUCUUACCACCGGCGAAUGUGUGUUUGGAUUCUUGAAAUGGAUAAUAAUCAAAAGGCAGUAGAGAAAUCUAAUCCCACUUCUGAUAUUACUACUGCGAAUGAUUCAGAGAUAUCAAUUGAUUCGCUGGAAAGAGUGAGAAUAUUCACUUGGUGGUGUUUGGCAUACCCGUACCUUAUUGUUCGAGGAUGGUUUUAGAAGAAGAAAUGAUUGAUAGGGUCAGGAAUAAAGACAAGAAGUCCAAGGAGAAUUCUAAGAAACUUAAGAAUGAUGCAGUUAGUGGUGAUGUGAUUUGUGAGCCUGGGAACGUUGACACAGAUAGGAUGCUUAAUGAUGGUACAGGUUUUGAGAAUAAAAGUGGUGAAAGAGGAGAGAUUGAGAAGAAGAAGAAUAAGAAGAAAAAGGUGAAGUACAUGUUAGAAGCUCAAGAAAGUGAUGGUGACACCAAGAAGGUUGAAAUUGAUAGUAACAAGGAGUCUGAGGUUAUUGCAGAAAAGAUGCAUGAUGCAAAUGGCAUAAAGAAAGUUAAAAAGAAGAAGUGGAAGGAGAGUGAUAAGAGGGGAAGCUCUGAUAUUCAUUUGCAAGAGAAAAGUUUUGAGGAUUUUGAGGACAGAAGCACAACUGGGGAACAUAAUAUUGAGUUGCAAGAUGGAUCAGGUGCUAUAGCAGUGGGGCUGGAAUCGGAUAGAGUUGCUGUCUUGUUGGAACAAAAGAAGACAAAGAAAAAGCGGAAAACAUCCAAGAGCAACUUAGAUUUGGAUGAACCAUUAGGUGACAGCCGUGACCUGGAAAGUGGUGAGGAAGGGGCAAGGAGAAAGAAGAGGAAGAGAGGGAAGGAUCAGAGUAUAGUUUCAGAAGAUGAAGGCCAAGAGCAUGAUUUUAACAAUAUUGAGUUGCAAGAUGGAUCAGGUGCUAUAGCAGUGGGGCUGGAAUCGGAUAGAGUUGCUGUCUUGUUGGAACAAAGGAAGACAAAGAAAAAGCGGAAAACAUCCAAGAGCAACUUAGAUUUGGAUGAACCAUUAGGUGACAGCCGUGACCUGGAAAGUGGUGAGAAAGGGGCAAGGAGAAAGAAGAGGAAGAGAGAGAAGGAUCAGAGUAUAGUUUCAGAAGAUGAAGGCCAAGAGCAUGAUUUUAACAAUCCAGAUGAUAAACGACAGUCAAAUGUUGCUGAGGGAGAUAAUAAUGAGACGCUGAAAGGGACAAAUGUUGGAGUAAUUGCAGAGGAUGAUGUUGUAUUGAAGGAUAAGAAGAGGAAGAAAAAGAGCAAAAAAAGAAAAGGCGACUUAGCUUCAGGUGCUGAUACAAACAUGAGUUCAGAAAUGGACAGCCAUUUGAAUGAUGAAACUGAAGGCAGGCAGGAUGAGGCCAAAUCUGUUGAGAAAGAAUCUGAAGAUCCUAAGACUAGAAAACGCAAGAAAAAGGUGAGAUUUUCAGGAGAGGAUGAAGUUUUCGCUAUGCCUGAGGUGGAACUAGUACGGGGUAAGCGGUUCUCUGAACAAGAAGAUGAAAUGGUGAGAGCAGCUGUAUAUAAUUAUAUAGAGGCCCAUGACUUAGGUGACGAAGGCCUAGAUAUGGUCUUGCACUGCAGGUCAAACCCCAAAGUUAAGAAUUGCUGGGACGAAAUAGCAGCUGGCAUACCGCAUAGGCCCCGAAGUUCUGUUUAUUUUCGUGCUCAUGUUUUGUUUCAAAGGGAUGAAAAGCGCAAAUGGACUAAAGAAGAAAUGGAACAACUAAGAGAGCUCCAUAAGAAGCAUGGAAACAAGUGGAAGACUUUGGCUGACGAACUUGGUAAAUAUAGAUAUCAUGUUAAGGAUGCCUGGCGCAAUAUAAGACAUGAAAGUAUGAAGCAUGGGAAAUGGUCGCAGGAUGAGUACCAGUCUCUAUUUGAUUUAGUCAAUCUUGAUUUGAGAAUGAAGUAUUUUGAAGAGAAACAUUCCAAGUAUGGGAUGCUGCGGGAUAAUAUUCCUUGGACUGCAAUCAGUGAUAAGUUGACCACUCGAGCAGAGCCAUCUUGUUGUUACAAAUGGUACUAUUGCUUAUCAUCACCUAUGGUUGGGGAAAAGAUUUGGCUUGAUUCUGAUGAUUAUCGCCUGCUUGAUGCUCUUUACCAGUUGGAUGCCACUUGCUAUGAGGAUGUCGACUGGGACAGUAUUCUCGAACACCGGUCCGGUGAUGUAUGCCAAAGGCGUUGGAAGGAAAUGGUUCGGCACAUAGGUGACAGUAGGAAAAAGCCAUUCCCUGAUCAAGUGGAGGUUCUAGCACAACGAUAUUGUCCAGAGUUACUUGACGCUAGAGAAAACUGGGAAAACAAACCUUAUGUCUCAUAGUGUCUUUUUUCAUUAAAUGGUUAAAUGUUAUACCAUCAAAAUUGCAUGAUUUGAAGUGUCAUGAAUUGCACUUGUCUUAACAAUGUGAAGUUGCUUGGGUUGAGAUGAAAUACAUCGUGUUCUGUUACAGUAAUAUGUUAUCUAAACAAUCAAAAGUAUUACAUUUCUUGCCUUUGGUACUUUG
This is a messenger RNA of Oldenlandia corymbosa var. corymbosa, 2528 nucleotides long. The record is from the annotation of a GenBank genome assembly. NCBI's taxonomy places the organism in Eukaryota, Viridiplantae, Streptophyta, Magnoliopsida, Gentianales, Rubiaceae.